UUUUCAAAUUUAAAUACAGCACUUUAUAUUUUGUGCCUCAGUUAACAAAGUCUGCUUUGGGAAGUUUUUAGGUCUGUUAAUUUCCUUUAAGUGUUUUUACGGUUUUAUGACAUUAAACUUUGUAAGAUGUACCAGGCUUUUUAGUGCUAAUGUCAGGGUUUCCCACUCUAAUGCCAGUGUUAACAAUACUUUAUGGGGAAACCCUGAAUGCUUAAGAACUAAACACCAGUCUACUGACCUCAGAUUAUAUCUUUAAGAUUAUAUUUGCAUUCAAAUGUCCCAUUAUGCUUAUUAAUACUGAAACUUCUUGUUCUGGUUUGUAAAAACGACUCUUUUCAACUUAAAACGGGUAACAACUGGGGCUAGAAUCCCAUUACUUUCAGUCUUGUUUAAUUGGGCAACCUUGAAUAUUUUGCUGUCUGAAAACAGGAACCAAUUAAAAUCUGUGAAAUUUUCCUGUUAUCUUGUUUCUGUGUCAUUCAGGUGUGAUUUAUUGUGACUCAACAGGUAGUGAAAGGCCUGUGAGGCUGCUGUAGCUGAAAGAAACUUCUUCCCUCCUUAAAGUGACAACCGCACUAAAAAUCGUUUUAGUUGUUUAAGGGUAAUGUGCUUCUCCUUUUUACUUCCUUUCUCAAGUUCCUGUUUACAGCUUUAAGGACAAAUUCUAGGAUGAAAUAAAACUUAAGAGCAUGCAGUCUCCUUUUUGUAACCAGGCACUAUGGUUACCCUAAUACUAAAAUUUCAUGCUUGAUAGUGAUGCUAAGAAAAAUGCCCCAGACAAUUUUUAAUACCACAGAAACCUUUUUUGAAAGGACAGACAUCUUUCUAGAGAAUGCCCUCAGAAGCAUACAACUAAAAACAGUAUAAAGAUACUGGCUCUAUCUUUAUUGGGGAAAGACCAAUGAAUAGAAGGCAAUUUAGCACCCAUUUAGAAAAGAAAUAUAUAAAUUGAAAGUGUUACUUUCCUGUAGAGCAAUACAUUAAACAAACCCUUCAUGAAAGUAUGCAUGUUGAAUUCAGGUAAGCAGUUCAUUGGAAAUACCUUGUUUGUUAUGAAAUAAACAAAAAGUUGUGGCCCAUGCAAAACAUGUUUACAGUGUAGAAAAAUCCAGUUUGUACAAAUGAAUGAAUGAAUGAAUGAAUAUACUUUAUUAACCCUACUGGGAAGUUCACAAAGUACUUAGCAGCAGAUCUGUUCAGUUUCUGGUCAUUUUUGCACCUUUUUUUUCCUCCAUGAUCAACUUGAGUGAGCUAGAUUCAUAAAAAGUCAGAUCACCAUGAGUUCUGACUGGUUUCUGCUCACUGUUGUUGACACAUUGUCAUUUUAACAUCGCAGUGGGGCUAUAAGUAAGUUGUCAAAAUUUAAAUAGAAAGUGUUACAUCGCGUGGCUUUACUACUUCAGUUCAGGACAUGCAAGAGCUUUACGUAGCUUCUCACAUUCAUCUUAAACAGCGGAGCUUCUGUAUUUAAGACGCUUCACUGGCAUAAUGGUGCUAGCAAAGCUAGCACGAUGACCUACUUUCUCCCUUCAACUUUUUUUGACAUUCCUGUCUUAUGAGCAAUAUCCCUUGAGUCAAAAUGUUUGCUUUUUUCACUGAAGAGGGCCACAGAGGUUCUUCUCCAGAUGUGCUUGCCAUGCUAUGGGAGUUGAAUCGCACUAUAGAUGAAAAUGUGCUAACCAAUUGUCAAUUCCCAGCACCACACUGCUGUUUUGAUUCUUAGCCAUGAUUGUUCAGGUGAGCUCUUGCAAGUGAGGGAAGGGAGUGUCUGUGUGUCUGCAGGGCUGCUGUGCAGCAUUCUGUAGCAAAUAUUGAUUUUUGCAUCAGUAUUUGAUGGAAAAUAGAAUCUUUUUAAAAGUUUGUUUUUUAAAAUAUUAUGUUGACAACUACACUAUACACAAUCUUAAGCAGACGCAAGGUUAUUUUGUUUUCUGACCACUGAUCAGUUUUGAAGUUCAUCUUGUCUGCUUGUCUUCUGUUUUAAGUUGGCUUUACAUUUAAUGUUCAUUAUAAUUCAUAGUUAAAGACAAAUCUAAUGUUUUUUUCCCAUUAAGCAAAAACAAUAAGCUUUGUGGUUGUAACACAAAAAAAUCUAUGAAAUAUGUGUGGGCAGAAGAAAUACUGUAUUGGGAUUCCUGUUUUUCAGAAUGUUCUGUAGUGUGACUAAAAAUGAAAAUACAAUGACUUUUUUUUUUAUUAUGGUUGAUCAGAUCAAAGUGUUUUUUUCAUAGGUAGUAGACGGCAGCAUGAAGUGUGAGUCAGACAUUUACAGAAUAAUUUUUACAGGUUCCUAAAAAAUGUGCCUUAUUGUCACUGUGUAUGAUUUUUAUCAUGCUUUUAAAAAUCACCUUUUUUAAAAAACAUAAAAACAAAAGUUGACGUCAUUGCAUAGGAAGUUCAUGUUUUCCCCAGGUGUGUGAUAACACUUCUUUUAAGUGUCUGUGCAUAGUCAGAAAAUGCAACCCACCGAAACCUUGCUCAGAUGCACAGCCUGAAGGUUUGAGGUCAAACAUCUCUGAUGUUCUACUUACAGCCCUUUGCUGCUGUUUACUGUAGAACGAGGUUAGGGGCUUGCCCUUAUCAACUGUUUCAGUUAUGACUUGAAGAAAGGAAAUGGUGUGGAAAUUCCAUUGUCACGGGCUGAAGAUAAACGUUUGUUGUAGGUAUGCUGUUCCUAGAAGUUCUCAUUUUUUGCCAAGUCAGGAAUAAAUAAAUGGCGUUACAAGAAGGUUUCAUGGCUUCAGGUUUCAGUUUGCUCGCUGCAGUGGAUUAGAUUUUCUUUGACAAGAGCUGCAUGUAAUUUUUCAGAAUGCACAUAAAAAAAGUACUCAGGAUGUUCAUAAAUGCUGCUGUUUUUCUGUUAUCUCUAAUAAGGUUGCCUGAGUCAGUUGGGUAGAAUUGCAAAACGGGGAUUUCUGUAGCCGGUUGCUUAUGAAAGGUCAAGUCUGCAUCCCUGAGUUGUUUCGGUCAUGAUUAGAGAUGAACCAGUCAAUCAGCCAAAGAUGAGAAUUAGCCAUUUUUUCUCUGAUUGGCUUUGAUGUGUGGUCAACGGGUAAAAUACUGUAAAAUCCGACAGUUUUAUUCUUCUACUCGGUACGUGUUUCAAAACUAAGAACUUUGACCAGAUUUCUAGAAAUGCUUCAACCAGAUGGGUCUAAUCAUGUUUGACUGAAGAAAUAUUUUUUGAUGCAGAAACAGGGAAUCUUAUAAUUCCUAUUUGUUUUUGGAUGGGAUUCAUACAUUUCAGUCUAUUAAGGAAAACCCUGCUCUCUUUGUCAUUCUGCAUUUUCAAAAGUUUUUUAAAUCCAAACAUUUGAGGACCACUGCUUUGUCAUUCUGUUAUUCCGAAAGCUCACAUUGAACGAUUUAACUGAGUUUAGGCUGCUAACUUGGCUGAAACAAACUGCUGGCUGGUGAUUGAUACUGUGAAUGAAAUAAGCAAUUUCUUUCUCUUUCUGUUGGAUUUUCUCCAGGGAAUUAAAUGAAACUCUUUGUGUGAUUUAUUCUUAAUAUGAUGUGAAGUGUUAACUCAUGUACAGUGGAGAAAAAAAACAACAAAGAAAUGGAUUCAAAAAAUUUAUUUCGGCGCUGUGUUUGGCAGCACACUUGGGACUUGAUUUGCAUAUGUAUGACCCUGCGGCCUCUCAGCGACACUGGAAACAGCAGGAACUGGGACAUGAGUAAACUCUAUGGACAGGCUCUCUUUAUUCAGAUGCUAAAUAUCCUUUUAAAUUUUCUGGGCUGCCUCUCUUCAACCCUUCUCUGCAAACAAAUGAGGACGAAUGGUUCAACUAGAAAGCUUGGUCAGUUUCAUUGAUAAUUUUUCCUCAGGAGCUUGAUAAGCAGUUCAGGGAUAUUAACAAUCUACCUAGAAAUAAAUUUUAGGGUUUUAUUUUUAUUUUUUUUAGAUCAAGUAUGAUGGCAGUUUGCAGUUGUGUGCCUUAUUAGUUGAAUGCAAUAAGAUGCAGGAUCUCAGAUGUACUGUUGAGAAGCAGUUCUUCAAAAUGUUGGUUUCUUACUUAUGUUAUCUUCACAUCUUUGACACCUUUUUUUUUUCCCCCUGAGUGAAAUUUCACUUUUAAACUUGACGCGUUGAAGUGGAUCACAUGGACUUCUUGGCUUGAAAUUGUCAUUCAUCGAGAAUAUAGAAUGUGACAGACAACGUUUGACAGCCUCUUGUAGUGCUGGUUGAUGGGAUGUUGAAAUGGUUUUCCUGCAGUGGGAGAACAUUUUUUAAAUGUUUUGAUAAGGGCUAGAUGAUGUGGCCUAAAUUUAGCACCACAAUAUAGUUUGCAUUUAUUUGCAACGUACAAUAUCUACUGCAAAAAUUAAAAUAUUACUAUGGCAAUGAUCAUUCCCCCCCCACCCCCCUCCCAACAACAGGACAAAAGCAGCACAUUUUGCAAGUAUUUUUCCACUUGAUCCAAAAGCAGAUGAGAUCUUUAAAAUGGUACACUAGACCGGUGAACAUGUCAGCAAAAACAGCAAGCCAUCACUCAUCAUCGGAGACAAAUUCAGAGCUGUUUCUGUGUUGGGACUGAAGUGUUAAGGUUGCGAACUGAAGAAAAAGAGUAUCUGAUGCUCAGAGCUCCGGUUAUUGAUAUUUUUUUCCCUAAAUGUUAGCAUGUAUUUCAUGCUGUUCUGCAGGAAAUUGGGUUGAGUUCUUCUUGAAUACAACUUCACAGGAAGUGAGGUCCAUCCCUUUUCUGGUGAUCCUCUCUACAGUAGGCGUAAGCGUGUCGGAGCACAGAAGGACCGUAGAACUGUGGGUGGUCUCUGGCUCCUCAUCUGAUCACUGCUGCUUUACUACUCCCACCAAUAUCCAUUUAUGUUCUCAUGGCAUCACAGAUCUUUUGAAUAAAUGACAAAACAAGGAAUUAUGUGAGCUUGAUUGGAGUAAUUAGAAGUUUGUCAUAUUGGUUUUUUUUUUUCAUAUUCUCAAAUUGACUUGGACCUUCAAGAACAUCUAACAAUUUUUUAAAAAUCUAACAAGGUAGAUAGGAAUGUUUUAUAUCGACUUCCUCUGUUUUGCUGCUGAUGUGGACUCCGAUAAACACCUCCCCAUGUUUCACAAUCAGUAAACUUUGCUUUUUGAGUGCAAAGUUCAGCCUUUUUGUGUAUUCCCCUCUGCCCCUCUAAAAGUUGUGGUUACCAAUGUGCGCUUAUUUUUGCAUAUUUAUUACCAAAAAACCCAAUUCUGUUCAGCAGAAUUACAUAUUAGAAAAAUUUAAAUUUGACAGCCUGCUCUACAUAUUUAUACGUAUAUACUGUAUAUAUUUUUAAUAAACACCAAUGAUUAAUUUGCUUGAUUAUGUCAAACUGUCAUUGCUGCAUUUUGAGUUGUAGAUAAAUCAUUGCUCUCAGUUACAAACAUCACUCCAUGGUUUGUUUUUUGAGGCGCUAUGGGUUAGUUUUAAAGCCAAUUGAAAGAUUGUCAGUUUGAGCCCUUGCUCGGCCACGUGUCAGUGUCCUUUGGCGAGAAAACAAACCCCUCACUGACCUCAAAAUGAUUAUCAGAGAAAAACUCUUGCGUAGUUGCACUUCGUCUUCAUAGGAUUUAAAUAGUUUACUCCAAACAUAUAGAGAAUGUAGGUUUUUGUGGUGCUGUCUGGAUUCUGUUUCCACACAUUUCUAUUAAAGAUCGUAGAAUUUCAGUAUGCUAUCAUUAUUACAGUAGAAUAUUAACUGGAGACAAUUUCUUUCUUUUUCUGAUGUUUUUAGUCUUAGUAAUCCAGCUGUCUGGCUCCUGUUGUAGUCUGGGUUGUGUGUCUGGCCUCCUUUCGACUCUGUGGGUUGUUUGGAUAUGAAGGCAUCGAACAGAUUAAACCAAACCCUUAAGAUUUUCAGUCGGUCACUAGGAUAUCUUCAACAAUACCAAAGACCCCAAUAUAAAAGUCAGUUGGCGGUCACUGACGGUAUUUUAAUUGGAUCAUUUAAAGAUGAAGGCUUCGUUUGUGAAAUUGAUACAGCUUGAGUCAAAUGUCGCCCACAUUUGUCGAAAGACACCAUAAAAAUCGACCAAAUAAAUCUAUUAUUCUAAAGUUAUUUCUAAUCAGUAUGCAACAGAGGAGGAUCACCUCCCCACACAUGAGGAAAUUGAUCAUUUCUUGGCUUUGUGAAAGGAAUCAUUUAAUAAAUGUAAUAAAAAAUGAUUUCCUUUGUCUCGUGGAAAAGGUCUUGUUUCUCAUUGGCAACAUUAUAGCUGAAGAACAGCUUUACUUCAGUGCUGACGUAGGGGAGCCAGAAACGCUUGGACAGCAUGUGUUCUUCGUCUCACAUUUUUGUACUUUAUGUGCUGCAUGAAAGUGCUUUUGUGCCGGCAGAGAUUUUUCAUUACUUCUUAGCAAAUGUGAUGCAUCAGAGGGACUGUAAACAGCAUUGCCUGGCCGCUUGCAAAGAGUACAAAGGGUUUGCUUUAUGUGAAAUGUUAGAUAACCUAACGUAGCCACAGGGCUGAGAUGUAAGUGCAGUCAUUCACCAUUAUUCAACCCAUGACCGCCUGCUGACGACAUCCGCAUUCUACAGAGUUGACUCGGUCGGAAAUAUUUGUAUGAAAUGUUAGAAUUAAUACUUUGAUAAAUACUUUGGGAUUUUGUGUUGGUAUUUAGGCACAUGGAUACACACAGGUUCAUCCCACUGAAUAAGAAUAUCUUUAAGGACAAUUUUAUGGUGUAUCUCAUCCAGGGUUCCUUAAAGAGUUGUUGCUGAUGCUGAAAGCUGUGGGCAGGACGUAUCUAAUGUUGCAGACUUUAUUCCAGGGCUUCUGAUGAAGCCUCUGACUGAAGAUGCUUUCUUAUUACUGCAUCAGUGCUGUGCGUUAUGGAGGUGAUCGGCCUGUUACUCUGCUGAGGAAUUAAGAAAACCCAAAUUUCUUUGAUAAUCGUCUUCAGCUCAUCUGCAUUGUUUGGUCUGGUGUUCUUUGUUCAAUGCCCUGUAGAUUUUUUGCAGGGUUUACAUCAGGCUAAUCUUCUGCCCAAUCAAAUGUCAUUAUGAAUGAUGAAUGGACCUAACUUCAUAAUUCUCUAUGCUACUGUUAAUUCAAUAGCUAAUAUCUGUUUUUUUAUUUUUAUUACAACUUUUUAGUUUCAUGCUUUCUCCUUCCAUCAGUACCCUUUGAUGCAACACUCCCUGAACUGUUUUAUUUUCCUUUUUUUUUUAAAUGGUCUUACAUGAGGUCAUGUUUUGUGAAAAUUAAUUUUGUUUUCAUUAGCUGGAAGUCAAAAACACUCUAAAUAUGUCACUCUGUGUGGACUACAUCUACAUAAACUUCACAUUUUGAUUACUGAAACAAGUACAUUUUUUGAUGAUGAUCAAAUUUACUGAUCUGCACAUCUAUGCUCAAUUUCAUAAACCCUCUUAAACAUGAAGUAAAAUGUGUUGUAUGUAUCAUUUAGUGUGCUUAGUUGCUUGAUCUUAUUCCAUAGUUGGGUAAAUAUGAGAAUCUGUCAUUUACUUCCAACUUCUAAGCAGUUUAUUUCACUCAGGUUUACAUUUAGCUCAGAAGAUUUUUCUCUGUAAUCACACUCUAAGCUGCUAGUACAACUGGUUCUGUUCUUCUGUUUUUGAGUUGAGAACAUUUGUCCAUGCUGCAGCAGUAUGUUCACAUUGGAUCUUUAGGAGGCACCUAUACCAUUCAGAACUGCUUGGUUCAUAUCAUAACCCCGGCAGCUGGCUUGACUCGGCAUUCCCACCUGACGCUGGCGGAUGUUGUUCUCCGUGUGUAUUUUGUGCUUUUUAAAAAAUUUUCUCCGUAGAGUGAAGCACUAAAAGUAGAGUUGUGAUAAUGUGUAUUCACAAACUGAGAAGUGAUGCGCUACCCAGCAAGAACCAGGCUUGUAAUUAUCAUAUUUUGUUUUUAUUUGUUGUGUAGCUUUAUGCCAGUAUAUAGAGGAUACUAAAUUCAGAGAUGGGGCCAGAGGAAAAUUGGCGAGGUCAAACGAAGGUAACCGUUCCCACCACACACACUGCUUUUUUUCCCCCCCUCCCGACCAAAGCUUAGCUUUGACCCCCUUUGACCUUCAACCUGAUGCACCUUAUUAUCACCCACCUCUCCCACUUCUGCAUCCCCUUCUUUUUUUUUUUUUGCAAACCCCCAGAAUCUGGGAUGGAUUUUUGCCCUUCCCGUUUUGUGCACUCCUAACUUCUCUCCCCCCUGGUUUCGUGUCCCUCCUCUCCUCCAGUAGCAGCUGAACAAGGAGCUGAUGUCUGACAAUCACUGCUUCUGUAUCUCGCACACACAUCCAGUGUCGCCUGCACUGGCAUCGCUUGGUCAAUGUUUACUCUCCCCCUCCUGCCCCCCCCUUACACUCUGAAUGACUUUUCAGUGCUGCCUUGGUGUGUGCAUCACUUCUGCUUUACUCUGGGUCUAAAUCAACUCAACUUGUGCUUCUCUGACUGAUUUACUCUGUGUCCCUCUGUACUGCCAUUAAAGCUGUCGUGAAGCAUUUAGAUCCGCAAAGUUUCACUUUUCACAAGAUGCAGCUGGUAAUUUGUUUACUUUUUCGGGCACAGGAUGCAGAUGGCAGCUUUACAUGAUGCAAUACAAACUUCCUCUAAAGAGAAACGUGCUGAUUUUAUUUCUUUUUAUCUCUUUCCCUUGGUGAUGCGCCUGGCACUUUAAGCUUGCUUCUCAGUAAACUGCAGCUUUUUUUCCCCAGUGUCUGCAUGUGAUAAACCAACUAACUAAUUGCAUACUUGUCUGUUGUUUUUUUUUUUUUUGCAUUUCUCUCUGUCGUUUUGACUUCCAGGUGAGAAUUUUGAGCAGAGUCCGUUGCGGAGAACUUUUAAAUCCAAAGUCCUAGCUCAUUAUCCUGACAAUGUUGAGUGGAAUCCAUUCGACCAGGAUGCAGUUGGCAUGCUCUGCAUGCCGAAGGGUCUGUCCUUCAGGACGCAGGUUGACUCCAGAGAGCCGCAGUUCCACUCGUUCAUCAUCACCAGAGAGGACGGCUCGCGGACCUACGGCUUCGCCCUCACUUUCUUCGAGGAGGUGACCAGCAAGCAGAUAUGCAGUGCAAUGCAGACUCUUUACCACAUGCACAAUGCAGAGCAGUACGACAUCUUGCACACCCCAACAACCCCGCACGGACCGGAGGACCAGCGCCUCCCUCAGCCCCGCCCUGUGCUCCACGCCGCUCCGGCCAUCUCCCGUCUGCAGCGCUUCAACUCGCCUGCAGGAAGGUGCUGGAGCAGCUUCACCAAGCCGUCACGUCCCCCCAGCCCCCGCCGCUGCCGCUGGAGAGCUACAUCUACAACAUCCUGUACGAGGUGCCCCUCCCGCCGUCGGGACGUUCGCUCAAGUUCUCGGGAGUCUAUGGUCCCAUUGUGUGCCAGAGGCCGAGCACGUCUGAGCUCCCGCUCUUUGACUUUGCCAUCAGUGAAAUGUUCAAUCUGCUCGGGGUGGAGAACGUUCUUCAGCUGUUCACCUGCGCCCUGCUUGAGCUGCAGAUCCUCCUCUACUCACAGCAUUACCAGAGGCUGAUGGCGGUGGCGGAGAGCAUCACGGCCUUAAUGUUCCCCUUCCAGUGGCAGCAUGUCUAUGUUCCCAUUCUGCCCGCUUCCCUCCUGCACUUCCUGGACGCUCCUGUGCCGUAUCUAAUGGGCCUCCACUCUAAUGGGCAGGAUGACCGCACAAAGCUGGAGCUGCCACAAGAGGCUAACUUGUGUUUUGUGGACAUUGAUAAUCACUUCAUUGAACUGCCGGAGGAGUUGCCGCAGUUUCCCAACAAACUGGAGUUCAUUCAGGAGAUCUCAGAGGUUCUCAUGUCGUUCGGCGUCUCUCCGGAGGGAAACAUCCACUCCAGUGAGAGUCAGGGAAGAUCCCGCUUCCGUUCUGUCGACAUGGUCUCCGACAAGCGCAACGGCAACCUGGGGUCGCCCCUCACCUCCUACCUGCUCAGGGAGAACGAAACAAUCGCCCGGCUACAGGCCCUGGUCAAGAGAACAGGCGUGAGCCUGGAGAAGUUGGAGGUGAGAGAUGAUGCCAGCUGCAACAAAGAUGCGCGGGCUCAGUGCGACGAGGAAGAGCUGAAGAUGCACCAGCUCAACAUCCAAGUGCGCGAGGUCUUCGCCAACCGAUUCACGCAGAUGUUUGCCGACUAUGAGGUGUUCGUCAUCCAGCCGAGCCACGACAAAGAGUCCUGGUUCACCAACAGAGACCAGAUGCAGAACUUUGACAAGGCCUCCUUCCUGUCUGAUCAACCAGAACCCUACCUGCCCUUCCUGUCACGUUUCCUGGAGACUCAGAUGUUUGCCUCUUUCAUCGAUAGUAAGAUUCUUUGUCACGACGAUGAGGAGAAGGAACACACACUAAGGGUGUUUGAUGCCCGUGUGGACAAGAUCCGCAUGCUGAACGUCCGUACGCCUACGCUGCGAACCUCCAUGUACCAAAAAUGCACCAACAUCGAGGAAGCGGACAGGCCAAUUAAAAAGCGCUUUGAAAAAACAGAUUUUGUCGCUGCUGGACCACAAAUCAUUGGGCUGGAGAAAAACAAGACCAACCAUCAGAAAGCUAUUGAGAUGAGAGUGGCAAAGAUCGACCACACUGCUCUGCACCCCCAUCUGCUCGACAUGAAGAUCGGCCAGGGCCGCUACGAGCAGGGCUUCUUCCCCCGGCUGCAGUCGGACGUGCUCUCCACGGGGCCCACCAGCAACAAAUGGGCUAAGAGAAGUGCCCCGGCUCAGUGGAGGAGGAGAGACCGGCAGAAGCAACACGCUGAGCACCUUUAUCUGGACAAUGACCAGAGAGAGAAAUACAUCCAGGAAGCUCGAAAUUUGGGCACCACCAUCAGACAGCCUAAACUGUCCAACCUGUCGCCCUCUGUCAUCGCUCAGACCAACUGGAAGUUUGUUGAAGGACUAUUGAAAGAGUGCAGGAACAAGACAAAACGAAUGCUGGUAGAGAAGAUGGGUCGAGAGGCCGUGGAAUUGGGUCACGGCGAGGUUAGCAUCACAGGUGUGGAGGAGAACACCUUGAUUGCGAGUCUCUGUGACCUCCUGGAGAGGAUCUGGAGUCACGGGCUGCAGGUUAAACAGGGGAAAUCCGCCUUAUGGUCCCACCUCCUGCAUUACCAGGACAGCAAAGAGAAGAAUGCCACUCCAGGCGGGUUGGGACCUCCAGGGUUCAUUCAUGACACGGAGCGGAGGAAAUCUGAUGGUGGUGGAUCAGCCAUGCCUCCACUCAGGAUCUCCCUGAUCCAGGACAUGAGACACAUUCAGAACAUUGGGGAGAUCAAGACCGACGUGGGCAAGGCCAGAGCCUGGGUCCGCCUCUCCAUGGAGAAGAAGCUGCUUUCCAGACACUUGAAGCAGCUGCUCUCAGAUCACGAGCUAACAAAAAAACUGUACAAGCGUUAUGCCUUCCUGCGCUGUGACGACGAGAAGGAGCAGUUCCUUUACCAUCUGCUGUCCUUUAAUGCCGUCGAUUACUUUUGUUUCACCAACGUCUUCACAACCAUCAUGAUCCCUUACCACGUGGUGAUUGUUCCAAGCAAGAAGCUCGGCGGCUCCAUGUUCACAGCCAACCCCUGGGUGUGUGUUUCCGGCGAGCUGUCAGAGACCGGAGUCCUUCAGGUCCCCAGAAACACCUUGGAGAUCACUUUUGAGUGUCAGAACCUGGGAAAGCUCACAACGGUACAGAUGGGUCACGACAACUCAGGACUGUACGCCAAGUGGCUUGUGGAGAGUGUCGUGGUCCGGAACGAGAUCACAGGGCACACUUACAAGUUUCCAUGUGGUCGCUGGUUGGGGAAAGGCAUAGAUGAUGGUAGUCUGGAGAGGAUACUAGUGGGAGAGCUGAUGACCCCCACUACUGAAAAUGAUGAGAGGAUGUGCCGCACACCACCCAUGCAGCAGUCUCCGGGGAUGAUGAGGAGAUUUGUUACCAUCUCACCAAGCAGCAAACCAAAGUUGAACACAGGCCAGAUCCAGGAGGGAGUGGGAGAGGCCAUCAAUGGUAUCGUGAAACACUUCCACAAGCCGGAGAAGGAGAGAGGCAGUCUGACGCUGCUGCUGUGUGGGGAGUACGGUCUCGUCUGGGCUCUGGAGCAAGUUUUCCAGCACGGUUUUAAAUCACCUCGACUCUUUAAGAACGUCUUCAUUUGGGACUUUUUGGAGAAGGCACAAGUGUACUUUGAAAGUGCUGAGCAACGGGAGGCCACUCCAGAUGAAAACUGGCAAACCAGAGUGCGCCACUUCUGCCGCUUCAUGCGGGCCAUCAAUAGCACGUCGAGAAAUAUUGGCAAGGACGGGAAGUUUCAGAUGCUUGUCUGUCUGGGAGCAAGGGACCAUUUGCUGCAUCACUGGAUUGCUCUGCUUGCAGAUUGUCCAAUCACCUCCCAGAUGUACGAGGACACUGCACUCAUUAAGGACCGCUCACUGGUAAACUCUCUGAUCCGAGUGCUACAGACUCUGCAGGAGUUCAACAUCACCCUGGAGGCUUCGUUAGUCAAAGGAGUUGGCAUCUGAAACCAAACCACGCUCUCCACCAGUCGUACCCAACAGGAAUAUCACAGAGGACCACUAAGAGAGAAGAAUAACUGACCUUUUUUUAAUGCAGGAACAGACUUGAACAAAGAACACUUUCUGGUUUACUGAAGCUACUGUCACAUUUGCCAUAAUUUAAGUGCAAUGAGCCUUUCAAGAUUUAUUUUUAUCCUCAAUGAUGAUGAUGAUGCCAUUAGAUGUUGAAGAAUUAUGUUUUCUAUUAUGGACCGUGGUUUUCACAUCAUUGAGGAUGACCUUGUGCUAUAAUGUUUUACUGAAAGCUCAAUAUUUUCAUCGUUGCCGUGACUUGAUGACAGCGGUUUUAUUUAAGGGAAAGCGAGGAUUAAAACUGUUAAUAUAUUUUCAGAUAAAAACAGUAUUAUUUUGUUAAAUCAGUGCUGUUGCUUGCUCUGUUGUCAAAUCUGAUUUUUAAAUGUCAUAGCGCAGAGUUUAAAGCAAAUGAUGUAGAAGUAUGCUUUAUAAGUAUGCGUAUGGCAGGGUAGAGUGGUAGGCGAUUUUCUUUUUUUUAUAUAUACAAGUUUGACUCUUUCCCAAGCAAACAUACAUGUAUGUAUGCAAAUAUUUUAUUUGGAAUACCUUCAAUUGAAGAAAAGGUCAUCCUUUCACGAUGAGACUGUGUGGCUCAAGCCUGCUCCAAGUAAUGAAUGGUAUGUUCAGUUGGUUUCAGGAAAAUAAAACCAAGUCUUGUGUUCCAGAGCGCUCCAAGAGAUGCUUGACCCUGUUAUUUUUUGCAAAGUUAACAACUUCAACCUUCAGUGUAAAUACCUCCCAGCAGCCAUUUCCUUGUACCAUCAUUGCAACCCUUACACUACAUGUACUCUGUUCUUUGAACUACAAUGCGAUGACCUGAGUAGUUCCUGUGCUGACUUCUGACCUCUUGAUAAAUAUGUGAGGAGCUCAAAGGACUGUUUUAUUUCCCCACACUUGUUCCUGGUUUUUGUCAUCCUGGUUUCUUGCUAUGCAAUAACUACAAGAGAAAACUGAGAUAUUACUGGGCUCUCUCCAUUUACAUAGGAUUGAACUUUAUCUUGCGGAAUAAGAGAUUUGAUAUGUGACGGACUUUUUUUUGUGUGCCAACGGCGUCUGGAAUGACUGUGUUGUACUCAUCUGUGUACGACCCACAAAAGCAUCUUGGGAGAUAUAUAUUUUUCUUUUCCAGUACAGUUGUACAUUUAUCAACAUACUUGUGUAAUGUAGUGUUUACUAAGUGAGCAACUGUGUACAGUGUAAAAAUAUUAAGAAUAAAGCAUCUGUAAAGCAUUA
Molecule: messenger RNA, 13764 nt
Organism: Xiphophorus couchianus (Monterrey platyfish)
Lineage: Eukaryota; Metazoa; Chordata; Actinopteri; Cyprinodontiformes; Poeciliidae
Gene: dennd5a
Product: DENN/MADD domain containing 5A
Exons: 23
Coding region: 9004-12462 (1152 amino acids)
Biological process (GO): retrograde transport, endosome to Golgi
Cellular component (GO): trans-Golgi network
Molecular function (GO): small GTPase binding; guanyl-nucleotide exchange factor activity
Source: RefSeq, a predicted model, not a curated record